Anopheles coustani is the source of this 1355-nucleotide messenger RNA. RefSeq names its product nucleoporin Nup35 (gene Nup35). Lineage: Eukaryota; Metazoa; Arthropoda; Insecta; Diptera; Culicidae. Gene Ontology annotation, cellular component: nuclear pore nuclear basket; nuclear membrane; nuclear pore central transport channel. The record is from RefSeq and is a predicted model, not a curated record. The transcript has a single exon. The coding region runs from base 98 to 1165 and encodes 355 amino acids. Gene Ontology annotation, biological process: regulation of DNA-templated transcription; nuclear pore organization; NLS-bearing protein import into nucleus. Gene Ontology annotation, molecular function: structural constituent of nuclear pore; single-stranded DNA binding; phospholipid binding.
AGGAAAACAAGCAUCUACUUUGCAUAUACUCAAGUGUCGCGGGUUACAUUUUUGUUAAAGAUUUUUAGUGCUUCCAACAUAAAAACUACAGUAAGCCAUGGAACCAAUGACACUGGGCAGCCCGAGUGGACCGGGAGGAAGCAGCGCCGGCUAUUUACCCUCCUUCCUGAUGGGUGAUCCGCCGACCACGCCGCGUCCGAAUACGCUCUCGCCGACACGGGGCCGAUCAUCGCUGGCCUACUCGCAUGGAAUGGCUGGAUCACCACCGGAAGGGCUCCGAUCACCGCCGAUCCUACAGCAAAGUCAACAUCAUCAGCAGUACCAGGGCCAGUUUUCUUCUCCGUUCGUUCUGCCUCACACGCCUCAGGGCCACCAACAACAACAACAACCACAGCAGCACGCACAGCGAUUCCUGCAAAACUCGACCGUUCAAGCGUCAAGCCUUGCAAAUCAGUAUCGGAAUGAGUCGUUCGAUGCAAACGCCAGCACGGCUGGACCGCCGACGCAAGGGUUAUUCGACUCGUGGCGAAAGGAGAAACAGAUGCUGCACACACCCGUCCGUGGUCCGUCUGUUCCUGACGUCGCCAGCCAUAAUCUGUCUUUCAACGAGUCGCUGCAGAAUCAGAGUGCGUUCAAUGCGUCCCGUGUCAUGUCCCCGAUACCGCACACGACGGAUUUUAAUCGCACCACUAACCUUCCGUCGCCUUCGAGUUACGAAAUUGGUAGUAAGCUGGAGCAGCAGGAACACAGCAACUGGGUGACGGUGUUCGGAUUCCCGCAGAACGCCACCUCAAUCAUCCUAUCGCACUUCAUGGGAAUCGGAACAAUUCUGGACAAGCAGCCGGCACUGCAGGGUGGCAACUGGAUCCAUUUGCGCUACAGCUCGCGCAUCGAGUGCAACCGAGCGAUCAACUUCAAUGGGCGCAUCGUUAGCCCGGGACUGAUGGUUGGCGUACAGUAUUGCACCGAUUCGUCCAUUACUGGCAAAGAGAAUGAUGCCGAUGGGUUGGAUAGAUCCCAGCGGCCCUUUUCCCGUGUGCGCUCACUAAUGGACGUGUCUUACACAGCCAAACAGCAAGAGAAUGCCGUGGUCGGUUCACCGAUUGCGGCGAAGCGAUCGAACGGCAUCGUUAACAAGGCGAUGGACCUUUUCUUCGGAUGGUAGUAGGCUCAGGGAAUGGUUGAGUAGGCUCUGGUUUGCUUCCUACGGGCAGGCAACAAACUUUCCAGCAAACUUAUGCACGACAAUUGAAAACACAACAUAUUACGGGACAAAAUCUGUGCUGGGGGAUGGAAAUUUAUAAAUUGUUUUUGAAUGUGAAUCUGCGUUAAUAAAGUGAAUAAUGCUCGAAAAC